Ceratotherium simum simum (southern white rhinoceros) is the source of this 2445-nucleotide messenger RNA. RefSeq names its product RAD21 cohesin complex component like 1 (gene RAD21L1). Gene Ontology annotation, molecular function: chromatin binding; protein binding. Gene Ontology annotation, biological process: replication-born double-strand break repair via sister chromatid exchange; sister chromatid cohesion. Lineage: Eukaryota; Metazoa; Chordata; Mammalia; Perissodactyla; Rhinocerotidae. Gene Ontology annotation, cellular component: meiotic cohesin complex. The record is from RefSeq and is a predicted model, not a curated record.
UACAACUAAGGAACACUGGCAACAUGUUCUACACGCAUGUGCUUAUGAGUAAGCGAGGGCCAUUGGCCAAAAUAUGGCUUGCAGCUCACUGGGAGAAGAAACUCACAAAGGCCCAUGUGUUUGAAUGUAAUCUAGAGAUAACCAUUGAAAAAAUUCUUUCACCUAAGGUGAAAAUUGCACUUCGAACUUCAGGACACCUUCUUUUGGGAGUUGUUCGAAUCUAUAAUAGGAAGGCAAAAUAUCUUUUGGCAGAUUGCAGUGAAGCAUUGCUUAAAAUGAAGAUGACAUUUCGCCCAGGACUAGUUGACCUUCCAAAAGAGAAUUUUGAAGCAGCUUACAGUGCUAUCACAUUACCAGAAGAAUUUCAUGAUUUUGACACCCAGAAUGUGAAUGCUAUUGAUGUUUCAAAACACUUUACUCAGAACCAAAGCAAACCAGAAGAAAUCACACUUAGAGAAGAUUAUAGCAACGAUCUACUUUUCCAAGCUGGGACCUUUGGAGAGGAGCCUGAAGUUCUCAGAAGACAUAGCUUCUUUGAUGACAACAUAUUGCUGAGUUCCAGUGGUCCUUUAGUUGAACAUAGUUCCGGAAGCCUCAUUGGAGAAAAAUCACUGUUCUAUGACAGUGGAGAUGGAUUUGGAGAUGAAGGGGCUGCAGGAGAAAUGAUUGACAAUCUGUUACAAGAUGAUCAGAAUAUCCUGUUAGAAGACAUGCAUUUGAACGGAGAAAUUUCCCUGCCUUCUGAGCCUCCCACUACUAUAGUGGUAGAACCAGAUAAUCCAGAGUGUAUAUGUCUAUCUAAAAGUGAAAAAAUGGAUGAAACCACAUUAUCAAAUGAAGAGGAAGGAUUUACCCUUGAGCCAAUUGAUGCUUCAGACAUUGCUGAGAAAAGGAAAGGCAAAAAGAGGAAAUUGCUCAUAGAUCCAGUCAAGGAGAUCAGUAGCAAAAUUAUGCAUAAACAGCUUUCUUCCUUUUCUGACACACUCAUGGUUUUGGAACUUGCACCUCCUACCCAAAGAUUGAUGAUGUGGAAGAAGAGGGGAGGAGUGGAUACACUUCUGUCAACGGCUGCCCAGGAUUUGACUCACGCGGAACUGAAAAUGUUGUUUACAAAAUGCCUUGUGUCCUCUGGCUUUAAACUCGGAAGAAAAUUGAUAGAGAAGGAGUCAGUAAAGGAAACAAUGGGAAAUGAAAACAUAGUAGAGACCUCCAUUAUGGAAGAGCCAAAUUCUCAGCAAGAGUUAAGUCAAACCAAAGCUCGGAAGGAUGUGAUUGAUGGAUCUAAGUGUAGCUCUCAUGAGGAUAGCAAUAAAAAUAUUAACUCUGAGCAGGAUAUUAUUGAAAUGAUUUCUUCAGCUGCUGAGGAAUCCUCUUUAAUGAAUGCCAUCUUGGCACAAGAAAUUGAAAAUUGUCCAGCUGAAUUGGAGUCAUUGGAGAAUGAACAAAUUAUUGAGGCAGAGAGAUGGAAUCGAAGAGUACUUCGGAUGUUAAAUAGUUUGCGGGAAUCCAACAAGAUGGGAAUGCAGUACUUUAGUCUGAUGAAACUGUGCAGAAAUAGUGACCGAAAACAAGCUGCUGCCCAAUUUUAUAGCUUCCUUGUCCUAAAAAAACAGCGGGCUAUUGAGCUGAGCCAGAGUGCUCCCUAUGCAGAUAUUAUAGCGACAGUGGGACCAAUGUUUCAUACAAUGUGAAGGAAAUCCAGAACAUGCAGAUUUAUGUCAUCCUUGGAGUUUCUGUAUAGAUUGUUCAAUUUAAUGAAGAAGCCGUCUGGAAGCAGCUGAGGUCUGAUCAGUUUCAUCGAUAGGCCAACCUCCUGUUUCCUCUUUCAGAGGAAAGUUCAGAAUAAUCACAGCCAGAAUUGGAAACCUAUAUGCUUACAGAAAUACUUAAUAAUACUUAAUAAUAGCUAAGUAAUAUUUUUAACUUAGCUGACUUGAAUAUAUAACAUUUACCAUUUCCCUGACUUCCAUGUUGCAUUUAAAAUAUGCUUUUUAAACACUAUAUGCCUUCAAGAAACAUUCAAGGAUGUUUUUUAAAAGGCUAUUUUACAUUAGAUUAUUUACUUAAAUUUUAUGGGAUUAAUUAAUAAUCAACACUUUCUUAUUUCCCCACAGACAAUAAUUUAUUUGAUUCUAAUGCAUACCAUCCUUGAUUUGACCUAAUGUCAUGGUUUUUAAUCUAAUAUCUUAAUUGAAGAGUUACAAAAUUCAUCUUUGUUUUAAAUUAUCUGAGUAGCUUUUAGUCUAUUUAUAGGUCAUUUAACCUUUUUAUUUACUAUUUAAUGAUUAUUGUAACCACAAUUCGUGUGUCAGCAAAACUAAAUCUGCUUCUUAUGUUAAAAAGAAAUUAACAGACACUUAUUCAGCAUGUUGUCCGCUGCUACAAUUCAAGUAAAUGUCACUAAAGUGUUCUUUUAACUUGGUGUUUACUGAGCAUUUUUUGACA